GGACGUUCACCCGGGUUGGCACGAUCCCAUUUGUAAAGAAACUUUACCGGUGAUAACUUGUGAUAUUGGAUUCUUUUAAGAAUCAGUUGUUACCUUUUAAUUAAUAAAAAUUACAUAGUACGUUAAGCAAAAAUAGCUAGAAGAAAGGCAAGAGUAUUCGUCAUAAUGGGAACAAUUGCAGCGGUUCUUGGUCUCCUAUUUCUGUUCUCCACAGCUUGGACUGAAGAAGCUCCGAAGGGCCCUAAAGUUACCCACAAGGUCACUUUUGACAUAACGAUUGGUGGAGAACCAGCCGGUUCCGUUGUAAUCGGUCUCUUCGGAAAGACAGUUCCAAAGACAACUGAGAACUUCUUCCAACUAGCACAAAAGAAAGAAGGUGAAGGUUACAAGGGUAGCAAGUUCCACAGAGUUAUUGAAAACUUUAUGAUCCAGGGUGGUGACUUCACUAAGGGAGAUGGAACUGGUGGACGCAGUAUCUAUGGUGAGAGGUUUGAGGAUGAGAACUUUAAGCUCCGCCACUAUGGUGCUGGCUGGCUAUCCAUGGCUAACGCUGGAAAGGACACAAAUGGAUCUCAAUUCUUUAUCACCACUACAAAAACACCAUGGCUUGAUGGCAGACAUGUAGUGUUUGGCAAAGUUUUGGAAGGCAUGGAUAUUGUGCGUAAGAUUGAGAAAAGUAAGACAGGAGCCAACGACCGUCCCGUCAAAGAUGUUGUUAUUGCCGAUACUCACACUGAAGUUGUUGCAGAACCAUUCAGUGUAACAAAAGAGAGUGCUCAAUAACACAUAUCACAAAUUAUUAGUUAAAAAUAAUUUCAUUUAUAAUUAUUAUAAAAUAUUUGUGUUUUGUCACAACUUGUGAUAAUUUACUUUACCAUGCAUUUGAAUUAGUUUUACAU
Messenger RNA from Papilio machaon (common yellow swallowtail), 899 nucleotides. It is a transcript of the gene Ppib, whose product is annotated as peptidyl-prolyl cis-trans isomerase 6. Gene Ontology annotation, biological process: protein peptidyl-prolyl isomerization; protein folding. The record is from RefSeq and is a predicted model, not a curated record. Gene Ontology annotation, cellular component: intracellular membrane-bounded organelle. The transcript has 4 exons. Gene Ontology annotation, molecular function: peptidyl-prolyl cis-trans isomerase activity. The coding region runs from base 166 to 783 and encodes 205 amino acids. NCBI's taxonomy places the organism in Eukaryota, Metazoa, Arthropoda, Insecta, Lepidoptera, Papilionidae.